Molecule: messenger RNA, 2122 nt
Organism: Ipomoea nil (Japanese morning glory)
Lineage: Eukaryota; Viridiplantae; Streptophyta; Magnoliopsida; Solanales; Convolvulaceae
Product: beta-amylase-like
Exons: 8
Coding region: 285-2009 (574 amino acids)
Biological process (GO): polysaccharide catabolic process
Molecular function (GO): beta-amylase activity
Source: RefSeq, a predicted model, not a curated record
CUUCAAUCCUCAGCAAAAUAAGAAGCCACCGUGAGUUUCAGAACUCGCUGUCAUCUCUUCCAGUGGCGGCUAGAUCACUCCAUUUCUCCAUCACUAAAUCUCUCGAUCCAUAAAUUAUAAGUAGCACAACAACAAAUUAUUUUAUUAUUUCUACAUCAUCAUGCCUGUCUUUACUCUAAACUUUGGUUCGUCUUCUUCAUUUUGCAAUGCUCUAUAUAUAUUCAUGCAUGGCCUCAACACACCACUUUACAAUCAGCUUUUCUUAAACAAUAAUAUAAUCCACCAUGUCAAGUAUUGUUUUCUCAGAGCUCAACUCUUUCCCUAACAAGAACAUGCUAUUUAAGCAGUACUGCCCCUUCCCCCCAACCAUGCCUGAAAGAUACAACCUUCUUCUCUGGCCUAACACUAGCCUAAGUUCUCGCAGAACCUCAAUAUUGGCUGGAGCCAAAGCUUCAACUACAGAAGAGAGAAUGGCUACAAGAGGCAGCAGCAAGCUCCCACUGGAGAACUAUGUGCCUGUUUAUGUAAUGCUUCAGUUGGACAUCAUUACUGUUGACAACGUCUUCCCGAACCAAAACAAGAUUGUAAUGCAACUGAAGGAGUUAAGAGCAGGUGGAGUUGAUGGGGUAAUGGUGGAUGUCUGGUGGGGAAUUGUAGAGGGGCUUGGCCCCAAGAACUAUAAUUGGUCAGCCUAUAGGACACUGUUCAAACUAGUUCAAAAAUGUGGACUUAAAAUUCAAGCUAUUAUGUCAUUCCACCAAUGUGGUGGCAACAUAGGAGAUUCUGUUUUCAUUCCACUUCCCAAAUGGGUACUUGCAGUUGGAGAAAAAGAUCCAGAUAUCUUCUAUACUAACCGGGCAGGUAACCGAGAUAAGGAGUACCUAUCACUCGGUGUCGAUAACCUGCCUCUCUUCCAAGCUCGAACUGCUGUACAGGUGUAUAGUGACUUUAUGAAGAGCUUCCGAGAAACCAUGGCAGACUUUCUGGAAAGUGGAAGCAUAAUAGAUAUUGAGGUAGGGCUUGGUCCUGCUGGAGAGCUUAGAUAUCCAUCCUACCAAGAGAAUCAAGGUUGGGAAUUCCCUGGUAUCGGAGAAUUUCAGUGCUAUGAUAAGUAUCUGAGAGCAGAUUUUAAAGAGGCUGCAAUGGAAGCAGGGCAUCCGGAAUGGGAUGUUCCAGAUGAUGCAGGAACGUAUAACGACACACCAGUAAAAACGGGGUUUUUUGGAGCAAAUGGGACAUACCUUACAGAGAAAGGGAAGUUCUUCUUGACCUGGUACUCUAACAAGAUACUGCUUCACGGUGAUCAAAUACUCGAUGAAGCCAACAAAGCCUUCUUAGGCUGCAGAACCAAGCUAGCAGCCAAAGUAUCAGGUAUCCAUUGGUGGUAUAAAGAUGGCACCCAUGCUGCAGAGCUCACUGCAGGAUACUACAACUUGGAUGGAAGAGAUGGGUAUCAUCCCAUAGCAAGGAUGAUGGCAAGGCAUUAUGCCAUUUUGAAUUUCACUUGUCUUGAGAUGAGAAACGACGAACAUCCAGAAAAUGCCAAGAGCGGGCCACAACAACUAGUUCAGCAGGUUCUGAGUGCUGGCUGGAAAGAAUGCAUUGAGGUUGCAGGUGAAAAUGCAUUGUCCAGAUACGAUCGCCCAGCAUAUAACCAAAUCCUUCUUAAUUCUCGGCCAAAUGGUGUUAACAAAAAUGGUCCACCAAAGCUGAAGUUGUCUGGAGUGACUUACCUUCGUUUAUCUGAUGAACUUCUUCACCGGAGCAACUUCAGAAUCUUUAAAACGUUUGUGAACAAAAUGCAUGCUGAUCUGGAUUACUGUCCAGAGUAUGUGAAGCCCACUCCCCUGAAGAGAUCAAAACCGGAGAUUUCGAUUGAUGAAUUAGUUGAAGCAACCAAACCAACAAAGCCAUUCAAAUGGGAUGCUCAAACAGAUAUGAGUGUGGGUGGUGCAUUGGCUGAUUUGCUGGACAAUCUGCUUCAGAAUUUAUUCUUUAGACAAAGCUGAAUAGCAUGGAAAGCCAUCAACUUUGUGAGAAUUAGGAUGUGGUACACACAGUUUUCAUGUGUCAAUGUAUAUAACUAAAUUCCACUAUUGUGAAUGAAACAAAGGUUUCCCCA